AUGGCAAUUCCAUCCGAGUGGGAAUUUAAAGAGGUUUUGGAUCAAUUGGAUAAAGUUGAUGAGCGAACUGAACAUGUCUUAGUCAAUACAGUAGAAAGCUCUUCUUGCAAAUAUAAACCAUGGAGUCUAAGAGAAUUUCUAUACCGUUUAAAAACAUAUCGAAACCGGUGGUCUCUAACUUAUGAUUCCAAGCUUGGUGAAGUCAAUUGUUGUAGACAUGGUUGGCUUUGUGACUCUUACGACAAAUUAGCAUGCGAUCUGUGUAAUACAAGGCUUGAUUUAAGUUUUUUACAGAAUAUAAUCGACUCAAAGGAGCUAUCUUGGGAGCUGCCCCAAAAAGUUAGAGAUCGUAUUGAGAAGUCUCUGAUUGAUGAACAUCAAGACGGUUGUUUAUACAAACACAUGAGUUUUCCAGAUAACAUAUAUGAGCUUGAGAUUUCUACGGAGCUUUUGAAUGUCAAGAGGAGGAUAAAAAGUACAUCCCCUUGUUCAGUACAACUGCAUUUCCCGGAAGAAAUGACUCAAGAACGACUGGUAAAAAUUGCUGAAAGAUUCAGUUAUGAAACAUAUAAUGAUCCAUCUCUCUCGGUAAUUGGGAUUGCGCUGACUGGUUGGACGGAGCAAUUGUCAGGUCAAUUGUAUGAGUGCGAUUACUGUCAUCGGAGAGUUGGUGUUUGGAAUUUAAAACAAGAUGAUCAAUUAUUUGAUGUUAUUGAUCAACAUAAAUUAAAUUGCCCUUGGAAAACAUCCGUUAUGAAUAGCCAACUACAGGGAUGGCAGAUCAUCUUGCAAUUGUUGACGACAGAAACAAUUUUUGAGCAAAUAGACACAAAAAAGGAUUAUUCUUAUUGGAUUGAUAUGGCUUCAAAUAUUCUUCAGGAAAUACGAUAA
Messenger RNA from Schizosaccharomyces osmophilus, 891 nucleotides. RefSeq names its product zinc finger C3HC-type containing RNA export factor Rsm1 (gene rsm1). Lineage: Eukaryota; Fungi; Ascomycota; Schizosaccharomycetes; Schizosaccharomycetales; Schizosaccharomycetaceae. Gene Ontology annotation, cellular component: nucleus. The record is from RefSeq and is a predicted model, not a curated record. The coding region runs from base 1 to 891 and encodes 296 amino acids. Gene Ontology annotation, molecular function: zinc ion binding. The transcript has a single exon.